Drosophila ananassae is the source of this 6951-nucleotide messenger RNA. It is a transcript of the gene Crag, whose product is annotated as DENN domain-containing protein Crag. The transcript has 14 exons. The record is from RefSeq and is a predicted model, not a curated record. Gene Ontology annotation, biological process: regulation of Rab protein signal transduction. Bases 682 to 5664 code for a protein of 1660 amino acids. Lineage: Eukaryota; Metazoa; Arthropoda; Insecta; Diptera; Drosophilidae. Gene Ontology annotation, cellular component: cytoplasmic vesicle.
CAGCUGAGAGGCCUGGAACGGAGUUGCCACCCACUUGUGAAUGUGUGUUUGUGUGUUGAACUUUGCAUGGCGAGUGACCUGCAACCUGUCCGCCAAUAACCGUUAAUAGCUGCAAUCAGUGCAGUCAACCGACUUUGAAAUCAAUUGGUCGCGUUGCGUGCAUGCAGUGCUUAGAGCUAGAAGUUUGAUGAAUCGCGGAUCGCAUUUGAACAAAACAACGUGCAGAAAUUUUGGCAACUCUGACACACACACACACGCACACAUACACGCUCUGGCCAGUUAACAUUCUUAUUUUACGCUUUUUGGCCAUACUUUUGUAUCUAGAUUAGUUUGCUGGAAGCACAAAAGCAGCGCAGCGAGCCCAUCGAAAGGCGUCGCGGAAUAAGAGAAGUUGGUAAAAAACAAAACUACAAUGCAAUCGCAACAAAAAUGAUGUAAAUGAAAACUCUCAAGUAGCCCGACCUGGGAUGUGUGUGUGUGUCGGUGUGUGGAAAUUAACGUAGUGUAAAGCGAAGAAGAAGAGUGGCGAAGGAAAAGUGACAAUUGCAAUCCAAGGCGAACAACAAAAAAAAAAAAAGCGACGAAGCGAAGGUCCAACCACCUUACCUCCUCCUCCUUCCACCCACCCUCCGUCCGGCCGAAGGAUCAUCAAGAGUGCUUUGAGGAGCAACCAGCGCCGCCAUGGAGGAGAAGCGCAUCGCCGACUACUUUGUGGUCGCCGGCAUGCCGGAGCAACCGCAGCUGCUGCAGGAGAACAGCUUCAACGACUCGGGACGUCUGCGGGCGGCCAACACCAUCGAGCCCAUCACGGACAUCGGGGUGUUCUUCCCGCUCCUCGGCGAGGAGAUUCCCGAGGGCUAUGAGCUCCUCGCACACACGCCCACCGGCCUGCCGGCCAACCUCAAUCACGGAUCCGUGAGGACCACGGAGUGCUAUAUUUAUUUCCGCCGUGGCAAGGACCGGCCGCCGCUGGUGGAUAUAGGCGUUCUCUACGACGGCCAUGAGCGGAUCAUGUCCGACGCGGAGAUUGUGGCCGAAACCCCUGGCGGCCGGGUGGCCAACGUGAACAACUCGUCGGCCAAGACCUUCCUCACGUACCGAAGGGCCCGGGCGGACAUGCCCUGCAACGAGCUGGUGGUCACCGAGCUGUGCGUCAUCGUCCAGAGCAAGGGGGAGCGGGAGCCGCACGCCUUCUGCCUGAUCUACAAGACACUGAACAAGGGCUACGUGGGCAGCGACGUCUACUUGUGCUACAAGAAGUCCAUGUACCGGCCGAAGCACAUCAGCUACAAGCCGGAGAUCCUACUGCGCUACCCCACCGUCGACCACAACGAUUUCCCGCUUAACCUCUGCCCCAGCGUGCCGCUCUUCUGCCUGCCGAUGGGCGCCUCUCUAGAGGCGUGGCCCCACGUCCACGGCACGGAGAAACGCAAGCCGAUCAGUCCGGUCUUCAGUACGUUUGUGCUCACGGUCAACGAUGGCACCUACAAGGUCUACGGCUCGGCGCUGACGUUCUACGAGGAUUACGAUGAAUCGCAGUUGUCAGCCGAGCAAAAGGAGCUGCUGGGCUGGGACGAGGAGUUCGCCCAGCAGCACUCCCUGCACAUGAUCAAGGCCAUCUGCCUGCUGUCCCACCACCCCUUCGGCGACACCUUCGACAAGUGGCUCAAAUACCUCCACCGCAUGGUCUUGUGUGGGAAUAUCCCCAUUCCCGUGGAGCGCUACAUUACGCAGCUACUGGACGAAGUGCCGUUUCCGGCUCCGAGCAUUCACCUGCAGCUGUCCAGCGAGUCGAACGACCGCAUCCUGCUCACCCAGCCGGAGGACUCGCCGCUGCCGAGGAGUGGUGCCGGCUUUCACAUUCUGCUCCAGAACCUGGGCACCGACAACUGCCUGCACGUCCUCCUGCUGGCCCUCACCGAACAGAAGAUACUCAUCCACUCACUGAGACCCGCCACCUUGACGGCCGUGGCCGAGGCCAUUGUCUCCCUGCUGUUUCCGUUCAAGUGGCAGUGUCCUUACAUACCACUUUGUCCCCUGGGCUUGGCGGAGGUCCUUCAUGCUCCGCUGCCCUACUUGAUUGGCGUGGACUCGCGUUUCUUCGACCUCUACGAACCGCCCACAGACGUCACCUGCAUCGACCUGGACACGAAUAAUAUAAGCUUGUGCGAAUCGCAGCGCCACUUAUCGCCCAAGCUGCUGCCCAAGAGAGCCGCCCGCCUGCUAAAGCAAACGCUUACGGAGCUGGAGAACGCCAAGCCCAUUAGCUAUGACUCCACCAAUAGCCUGGAUCGGGACAUACGGAAGCGAAAGCGAGAACUGGUCCUGGAGCAGCGCAUCCAGGAGGCCUUUCUGCUCUUCAUGGCGAGCAUAUUGCGCGGCUACCGGGACUUCCUGGUGCCCAUUUCCAAGGCGCCCUCAGUGGGCGCCACUGAUCCAAGCGCCCUGUUCCAGCUGAAGGCCUUUUUGCGUUCCCGCGAUAAGUCACACAUCAAGUUCUUUGAGCUGCUGAUGAAGACCCAGAUGUUCAUUCGCUUCAUUGAGGAGCGCUCCUUCGUCUCCGACGGCGACCACGGACUGAGCUUCUUCGACGAGUGCGCCGAGAAGGUGGGCAACUACGACGAGACGCCCGCCCAGCUGCACUUGGUGGACUGGGACACGGGCCAGAACAGCGAGCGAACGAAGUACAUCUUUCCGCCGGACAGCGUCACACCGGCGGGCUCCCAGUCGGCCGGCGGAGGCUUCAGCUACGAGAACUUUACUCUGCAGCCGGAGCUGUUGCAGAGCACGAAUAAGAAGACGGCGCUCUCGAAGUUCCUGCAGAUGCAGCUGAACGCCUCGCUGUCGCCGGGGUCGCCGAUAGCCAGGCGCACCAAGCACGAGAUCAAGCUCUCCCAGAAGAUGGCCUCGCGGUGUCAACAGCACCCGGAGGCCUGGUCCAAGUACCUGCUGGCCACCUGCUACUCGCUGUACUUCCUCAUUCUGCCCUCGAUGGUGUUGGAUACGCGGCAUUCGGGCAAGGAGCCAGACAUCCUGCGCGCCGCCUACGACGUGCUGGUGCGAGCCAGUCGCCUCAAGAUCACCUGCGACGAGUUCUGCUACCGUAUCAUGAUGCAGCUCUGCGGCAUCCACAAUCUGCCGGUGCUGGCCGUGCGCCUCCACUAUCUGAUGAAGCGUUCCGGGGUGCAGGCCAAUGCCCUGACUUACGGCUUCUACAACCGCUGUGUGCUGGAGUCGCAGUGGCCGAGUGACAGCACCACGCUGAGCCAGAUCCGCUGGAACCGCAUCAAGAACGUGGUGAUGGGCGCGGCCCAGUUCCGGCGAGCCGGCAAGCGUCGGGCGGCUGCCAAGGUGAACAAAUCGCUGAGCGCCUCCCAGGACCAGAAUCUUAGCACUCUGGAGACAGUGGACGGGCAGUCGCGGAGCAGCUUGGCCUCCUCGUCCGGCGAGGGGGGCGGUGGGGGUCAUGGCCUCCUGGAUUUCGCGGCGUUCGAUCGAUUGCGCAACAAGCUGGGCAGCAUUGUCCGCCAGACGGUGACGGGAGGCAACAAUGACUCGCUGCCCACGGAGGAUGUGGUGAACAGCGCCGGACUACUGAUCGCCGGCGAGCCGAGCGCCCCAAACACUCCCACCUACGGUGGGGACACGGAUAUCCUCACCAAGGCUCUGCAGCAGCAGCAGCCGCGCAAGCAGAUCAUGAGCAUAGGCGGCGGGGAGGACGAUGAUGAGGAUGAGGACGAGUACACUCCCGCCUCGCCGAGCACUCCGCAGAAGCAGCUGGGCUCCGACGGACGCCAGUAUGCAGGCGCCGGCGACUACGAGGCGGAUGAGGAGGACGAGGACGACGGGGAGGAGGACGAGGUGGAUGAACAUGUGGCCGCUCAGCGGGCACGCCAGCGUGUGCAGAGUCCAACCAAAAUCUCGCCGCGCACGCCCGUCACCCAAAACGAUCCCCUGGGCGCCCUCAACGAGGAGGAGUCUGGCUCGAGUGGCACGCCCACGCAGCAGACCCAGCCGGCGGUGGAGACGUCGUCGCACGCCCAAAUGGACAGCAGCAUCUACAGCGACAAGCCGAUCCUGUUCCGGGGCCAGCGGAGCGCCACCUUCGACGAGUCGACGCAGAUCGGGAAGAGUAUGCACCGGUCGGAGACGAUGCCGGUGGCUAGCAGCGGAGUGACUCACAGCCUGGCCAAUAUCGGCUCCUCGCUGAAGUUCACGUUCGGACGUUAUUCACCCGCACGAUUGUCCCUUAAGAAAGACUUGAAAUUGCCCGCCAAUAUUAUAGAAAAUAUAUCGAGCAUAAGUCCCAGCCUGACGGGCAAGAAAUCAAACGAGCUGAUCCAAGGCAGCCUGAGCAGCAUCAAGUACGCAGCCAACUCGCUGACCAAGAAGUUCGACGAGAUCAAGGGCGUCAUCUCGGCCAAUUCGACGCCGACCAAGACCAACAACGGCCACCACCCGAAUCAGCACACCCACCACCACUCCCUCCACCAUCACCAGCAGGCCGAGCAGGAGGAGCACGAUGCGGCCGUCCACGAGGAGGGCAAGCUGAGACGCGUCUCCAGCGACCUGGAUCCGUGGGGCAGGCUCAGCGAGUCGCGCAAAUCCAGCUACAACAAUCUGGUGCCGCUGGGCGAGAACACCUCCAGCGGAGCCCUUUACUUGCACGCCUUUCCCGCGCUGCCCGACAACCUCUACAGUCCCAUUGGAGAGAGCAACACUGAUCGCGACUGCGACGUGCUCAUCCAACUGACGACCUGUUCGCAGUGCCACAACUGCUCCGUCUUGGUCUACGACGAGGAGAUCAUGAGCGGCUGGACGGCAGAGGACUCGAAUUUGAACACCACCUGCCACGCGUGCAACAAGCUCACCGUGCCCUUCCUCAGCGUCCAGAUCGAGCGUAAGGCCGAGCCAGAGGACGAACAGGGCGACAAGGGUGCCAAGGAGCAGCCGGCAAAAAGGUCUAGUGUGACGGUGCCGUAUCUGAAUCCGCUGGUGCUGCGCAAGGAGCUGGAGAACAUACUCACCCAGGAGGGCGAUGCGGCGCUGAUCAAGCCGGAGUUCGUCGAGGAGCAUCCGAUCAUCUACUGGAACCUGCUGUGGCUCAUGGAGCGCAUCGAGAGCAAGACGCACCUGCCGGAGCUCUGUCUGCCAGUGCCGAGCGACAAGGAGCCCAUGGAUCCGCUCAGCAAGGUGAAGACGGUGCACAUCCAGUGCCUGUGGGACAACCUGAGCCUGCACAGCGAGGCCAGUGGUCCGCCCAUGUACAUCCUGUACAGGGAGACCCAGCCGACGAGCCCGCUCAUCAAGGCCCUGCUCACCGACCAGGCGCAGCUCAGCAAGAAUGUCAUUCAGCAAAUCAUUUCGGCCAUCAGGUGCAACGACCUGGGGACUCCCCUGAAGCGCCUGGCCAACGAGCGGCACAAACUGAAGAGCAACGGGGUGGAGAGAUCGCACUCCUUCUACCGGGACAUCCUCUUCCUGGCUCUGACCGCCAUGGGCAGGGCCAACGUCGACCUGGCCACAUUCCAUCGGGAGUAUGCGGCCGUCUUCGACAAGCUGACGGAGCGGGAGUGCAAUAUGUAUUACCGCAACCAGGAUCUGCCGCCCUCGGCCUCGACCAUCUUCUGUCGGGCCUACUUCCGUCCCCUGUUGCUGCCCUGACGCACAGCGGGCGGCGGUCCAGGCGGAGACUCGGCCAUAGAUCGGGGCGAGGACUCGGCGAAGGCGGAAUUGAACGGCGGAGCGGAAGCUUAAAAGACAAGACGACCAAAAAGAAAAAUAUUUUUUUUUAACAGCAAAACGCUUAUCAUAAAACACACUAGGUUCGGUCGAUCAAAGGAAUGAUUAAACAGCUUAGGAUCCAAGACAUGUAGGAAACAAUCUUAGGAAAUUUGAAAAUUGUGUUUUUUUUACGUAGAUAAACGAAGAAUUUGACGGAUUUAAUAUUUCUAUUGUUGUUAUCGACCUAUCCUGGCUUCAUUGCAUACACAAGCACUUGACACAUGAUUUUGUAAAUGACCUAAUCUUAAACUUAAGUACUUAACGAUUUUGUUCGCCUUUAAUGACUGGUUUCUGUGACAAUACAUUACGAAGUUCUGGCAGUGCGUUUCACGCCCACUCCGAGGUACUUAAUCCUAAAAUUGUAACUUACCCAUUGGCUUUGUAUCUAUAUGUUUGGUUUUAUUCUACGAUUAUUUGUAGUUAUCGUUUGUGAAACACACUGCAGUUGUACACUCUCCCUAAUAAUAACGAAUAACGAAAAGUACCGUGUAAAAAAGUAAGUUUUGAUUGAAACGUUUUUCAAACUCGACCCUCGUCAUAUUUGCCUUAUUAUAUAUAAUAUAACAAUACAUAUUUGUGUACAGACAUAGGUGUAUAGCGUGUGAGUGCGAUCUUGAAUGCCGGUCGCAUUGUGAGCCACUCCUCCCCACUACUUUCGAUGGUUAUUUCAAAAAUAACUCCCCUGAUUUUUGUUUAUUGGUGUUUGGGUUUCGCCCUGAGAUUCUCUUACAAUGCUCUCCGGGUCCUUUAGUUAGCUUAGCGAACUUUUUCCGGGGGAGGGAAGCGAUCAGAAUCAGAAUCAGGCGGUGAUCGGUGAUCGGAAGGCGAAAGGAUUCAAUACUGACGAUGGCAGACAACAAUUAAACAACGAUUACAAUAGCAAUAAUUUAUAGAGGAUAGCCAUAAAUAGGUGUAGCUUGGGAGUAACAUAUUGCAGAUCUAAACUUACAGACACUCUCACGUCCACGUUUUUAAGACAACACCCAAGCGGAAUAAUACUUCAAGUAACACUUCAACACCCACAUAGAUCCAGGAUAACAAUACCGAUACACUCUCACUUAUAUAAUGCAGCCACAGUAAUUUUUUUGUCGGGCAUCUUAACUAAAUGUAUAUUUAAUAACUAAUUUAAUUACCUAAUAAAGCAUAAACAAAUAAAAAAAAUUGAUA